AUGAUUUUGUUUAGUGCUUUUAGAUGAAGUUUUUGUGCUAAAAUAUCUGCUUUAUUUUCAUAUUGGAUAAUUGGGAUUACAGGGACUUUUGAUAAAGCAGCAAAAAUUACUUGAGCGUCUGGAGCAGAUUUGGUUUUGGUGGUGACUGUUGUCGUGACUUCUUCGACUUCUUCAAACUCUACUGGCUCUUUUGUCCAUCUAUCAAAAGCUUUGUAG
Molecule: messenger RNA, 216 nt
Organism: Blepharisma stoltei
Lineage: Eukaryota; Ciliophora; Heterotrichea; Heterotrichida; Blepharismidae
Source: the annotation of a GenBank genome assembly